This is a messenger RNA of Leptinotarsa decemlineata (Colorado potato beetle), 3895 nucleotides long. RefSeq names its product UPF2 regulator of nonsense mediated mRNA decay (gene Upf2). Gene Ontology annotation, cellular component: cytoplasm; exon-exon junction complex. The record is from RefSeq and is a predicted model, not a curated record. NCBI's taxonomy places the organism in Eukaryota, Metazoa, Arthropoda, Insecta, Coleoptera, Chrysomelidae. Gene Ontology annotation, molecular function: protein binding; RNA binding. Gene Ontology annotation, biological process: nuclear-transcribed mRNA catabolic process, nonsense-mediated decay.
ACGUUAGGCGUUAGUAUAUUGUGAAAUGUGAUACUAUAUAGUUAUUAGAUGAUUACCACUUGACAGAUCAAGGAAAACUUCAAGCAAUAUGCUUAUUUAAUGUGAUUUAUUAUCUCGUAAGUUUGUGAUAAUCAAGCAAAAAAAAAAAAUACACAAUGACUGUCAACGAUCCCAAUCAAGAAGAAUGUGGAGACAAAUCAGAUGAAACUGAAAAAAUGAGCCUAACCUCAUUUAUUGAAGAGGUACAAGAAAAGUUGAAUUUCAAAAAAGAAUUGAGAAUUUCAAAUCAAAAUGCCCUAAAUUCACGACCAAGUGACUCUCAUUUUAGUAAAUUGGAUUCAAGUUUAAAGAAAAACACUGCGUUUGUAAAGAAAAUUAGGAAUUUUUCCUCUGUUCAUCUUGAUAGUUACCUCAAAGAUAUGUUUGGAUUGAAUUUGUCGAAAUAUAUAUCGGAAGUGGCUGCUGCAUUAGUGGAAGCAAAACUCAAAAUGAAUGAUGUUCCUGCGGCAGUUAAAUUAUGUAGUAUCCUUCACCAAACUUAUAUAGAAUUUUCACAGCAUCUGUUCGAGAAUUGGCAGAAAGUAUUGGCGAUAAAGCUGGGGGAAAAGAUUCCCAAUCCAAGUAAAUUACGAGUCGAUUUAAGGUUUUACGCUGAUUUGCUACAAGCAGGAAUUUUCUCAAAUAAGAAUGCUCUAACCUUACUGGGAUCCGUUUUGAUGAAUCUAAUAAAUAUGGAUAAAGAAGACCAUUUCAAUGCUUCUAUUAUAUUGAGUUUUUGCAAACACUGUGGAGAUGAUUAUGCAGGCCUCAUUUCCAGACGUAUGCGAGAGUUAUCUAUCAAAUAUCAGAUGGAAAUUCCCCGAAGUGAUUUUUUACCGCCAGAAAAGAAACAAAAUGUUAGAUGUCUUUUGAAAGAUUAUUAUAUCUCUCUUAGUAAACAUUUGGUUAAAGACCACAUAGAAAUGCAAAAUUUUGAGAAACAGAAUAUGCGUAUUUUGCAAACCAAAGGUGAAUUAAGUCAGGAGAGGAAGGAAAAACUUGAGUCACUUCAGUCAGCUUACGAUAAACUUUUAACAAAUACCCAAAAUUUUUCUGAUAUUUUAGAUGAAGAUAUGCCGACGUUAAAAGUGCAAACCAUGCCAAAAAAUGAGGAGAGUAUGAUUGUGACUGGUUCAGGAACAGAUAUGGAGGACGUUACAGUUAAUAUAGAAAAUAUUUGGUGUGAUAUUGAAACACAGAGAUUUUAUUGUGAUCUUCCUGAACUGACUGUUUUUCUUCCUACAUCAUUUUUGAAUAAAGGGCAAACUCCACCGCCAGCAGAAACUGUAACGGAAGAAGUUCUUGAUUCAGAUUUGCCAGUUGAAGAUUUGGAAGAAGAAAGUAAAACAGAAGAACCUCCUGCAGUUGAGGAAGAAACAGAGGAUGUAGCAACAACAACAGCUAGUAAUAAAAUAGUUUUAGAAGCAUUUUUGAACAAUUUACCCAAUUGUGUCAAUAGAGAGAUGAUUGACAACGCAGCAAUAGAUUUUCUAGUAACGCUCAACACCAAACAUAACCGUAAAAAACUUGUCCGUAGUUUGUUUGCUGUGAAUCGUACCAGAUUAGAUUUGCUUCCAUUCUAUGCCCGCUUCGUAGCUAUUCUCCAACCAGCUCUGCCGGAAGUAGGAAAUGAACUGUGCCAAAUGCUGAGGCAAGAUUUCAAAUAUCAUGUUAGAAAGAAAGAUCAAAUAAACAUCGAAUCAAAGAUAAAAGUCGUUAGGUUCAUAGGAGAACUAGUGAAAUUCAAUUUGUAUUCAAAAAUAGAGGCACUUUACUGCCUAAAGGUUUUACUGCAUGACUUUUCCCAUCACCACAUAGAAAUGGCCUGUAAUUUACUGGAAGUUUGUGGAAGAUUUCUGUACUGUAGCCCUGAUUCUCACCAGAGGACAAAGGUGUACCUGGAACAGAUGAUGAGAAAAAAAUCUGUGAUGCCUUUAGAUUCGAGAUACGUUACUCAGAUUGAAAAUGCCUAUUACUAUGUCAACCCACCAGAAGUUGUCACGAUUGCGAAGAAGGAGAGGCCUGUCAUGCAUCAAUUCAUCAGAAAAUUGCUGUAUCAGGACCUACAGAAAAAUAACACAGACAAAAUAAUGAGACUGAUGAGGAAAUUAGAUUGGUCAAAUCGAGAGAUAUCUACCUAUGCAAUCAAAUGUUUGUCAGGAGCACACAAUCUCAAAUACUUCAACAUCAGAUGUCUGGCGAAUUUACUGGCAGGUCUUGUGGCUUAUCAAGAAGAAAUUGGAACAAAAGUUGUUGAUAACGUUUUGGAAGACAUUAGAUUGGGUAUGGAAGUGAAUCUACCAAAAUUCAACCAGCGAAGAAUUGCACAAGUCAAAUAUUUAGGUGAAUUGUAUAACUAUCGAAUGGUUGAAAGCUCCGACGUUUUCAAGAUUCUCUAUUCCAUUAUAUCAUUUGGGGUGUCCAUGGAUCCAACAGAAAUAUCUCCUUUGGACCCACCAAACCAACUGUUUCGAAUUCGGCUGGCAUGUGUCUUACUGGAAACUUGUGGUACUUAUUUCAGUAGCGGAAGCAGUAAAAAAAAACUUGACUACUAUUUAGUGUUUUUACAAGCUUACUACUGGUACAAGAAAAAGCUUUGGCAAGAAUCAUUUCCUCCGAUGUUAGAACAUCUUUUUAAAGAAACUUUGACAGCUCUCAGACCUAAACUGAAACUGUGUAAAAGUUACGAAGAAGCUGUAGAAGAGGUGAAUAAUAUUCGUACCACCCUCGGUAUUGAGAAACUAUUGGAGGUAGACAGCACAGUGUUGGAUGAAGAUGGGUUGGAUACCAUAGCCGAGGCAGACAACGAAGAAGGUGUGGACGACGAAACUUCUGAGGGAGUAACUGGACCAAUAACAGACGAUACCGCAACUGAAGAUGAAACAGUUGAUAAUACCCAAGGAUCAGAUGAUGAAGGUGAACCAAAUACAAGCGAGGCAGAACAAGAUCCAGUAUCAGAAUCUUUAGCCAUUCCUAAAGGCCCAAAUAGGGUAGAUUGUCCAGAAGAUGACGAGUUUUUAAACGCACUAGAUAAAAUGGUUUCUGAAAAUAUCCAGGAAAGAAUGAAAGAACCUAUUAAAGCUGGCAACGUUGACAUUUCGGUUCCGGUUGUUAUGAAAUCUAAUGUCAAGAAAACUUACGAACAACUUCAGGAAACACCUAGUGAGAACGAACAAGGGAAAAUUGGUUUCGUUUUGAUGGUACGUAAAGGCAAUAAGCAGCAGUACAAGCAAUUUGAGGCGGAGAUUGAUUCAGAAUUGGCCCAAAAUUUAAGAGAUCAAGAACAGGUUCAGAAAGAAGAAAAGGAGAAAGUAAAACGACUAACAUUAAAUAUUACUGAAAGGUUUGAAGAAGAAGAUUAUCAGGAGAUGAUUCAACAACAAAAUAGACCUGUUACACAAAACCUAAAUAGAGAACGUAAAAAAUAUCAACAUCCCAAGGGGGCCCCCGAUGCCGAUUUGAUAUUUGGUCCAAAGAAAGUUCGGUAGGAAGUGACAAAACGAAAAUUGGGUUUCAAACAUGUAAGCAUUACGCACUUUGUUGAACAAUGCGAUUUUUGGCAGAAUAGAAGAAUGUGACCCCAAGAUGGAGUUUCCUUCAAGAAUUUCAAGGGAUCCUGUAACAUUUUGAUUCGGUGAAAUAAUAUAUGUUUCAAUGGAUUAAGGCAAAAAAUUCGGAGUAAAUUUUUUAUUUUAUUUUCAAACAUACUUUGGACUUAUUAGGUAGAAAAUGCAAAGCUUUUUCCAGCAUACGUCUCACUAAGACUUCUGAGAUUCACUUAGCCUGAUUGUGGUAAAAGCAGUAUUGAAAGCCUUUUUUUGUACUUCUCUUAUUAAAUAAAAUACUAAACAGGAAA